UCACCUAAUCCUUACCCCACAACCAAAACAAUGUCAAAAAUCAAAAAGUCACUUGGUCACUCCAUGUCUCAACUCCUCACAAGUCACACUCAAAUACACUAAACAGAUAAAACGAAAGAGAAAAUGGGAUCUAAUAGAACUCAAUUUGGCCUAAUUAAUGGCAUCAUCUGUGUGCUCCUGAUGACACCCAAUUUGGGGUUAUCAGUAGCAUUAAGUAGCACCAUCAAUAUCAACCGCCAAUACGAAAAUGAAUGUGAUUUUCCAGCCAUUUUCAACUUCGGUGAUUCAAACUCUGACACUGGUGGCCUCUCCGCUGUGUAUGGGCAGGCCCCUCCGCCCUAUGGCAAAACCUUCUUUGGUGCUCCUGCUGGCCGUUACUGCGAUGGUCGCCUCAUUAUUGAUUUCUUAGCUAAAAGUUUAGGAUUACCAUAUUUGAGUGCAUAUCUAGACUCAAUAGGGACAAAUUUUAGCCAUGGAGCCAACUUCGCAACAGCAGGUUCCACAGUGAGACCUCAAAACACAUCCAAAUCUCAGAGCGGAUACAGCCCUAUUUCAUUGGACGUCCAAUAUGCUGAAUAUUCCAACUUCCGCAAAAGAUCCCAAAUAGUCCGUAAACAAGGAGGAGUUUUCAGAGAGUUGUUACCGAAAGAAGACUAUUUCACUCGUGCUCUCUACACCUUUGAUAUUGGGCAAAAUGACCUUACUGCUGGCUACAAACUUAACAUGACCUCUGAGCAGGUCAAGGCAUACAUCCCUGAUGUUCUCCAUCAGUUCUCCAAAGUUGUAAAGGGUGUUUAUGGUCAAGGAGGAAGAUCAUUUUGGAUCCACAAUACAGGUCCAUUGGGCUGCCUACCAUAUAUGUUAGACCGCUUUAACCUCACCGCUGUGCAAAUUGAUCAAUCAGGAUGUGCAAUCCCGUUAAAUGAGGUUUCUCGGUACUACAACAGUUUGCUGAAAGAAGUUGUGGUUCAGCUAAGGAUGGAUUUGCCUUUGGCGGCAAUCACAUAUGUUGAUAUAUAUUCUCUCAAAUAUACCCUAAUCACCCAAGCCAAAAAAUAUGGUUUUGAUAAACCUUUGGUAGCUUGCUGUGGUAUCGGGGGAAGAUACAACUACAACAACACAAUGAGAUGUGGAAGCACGGAGAUGGUGGGUGGCAAAGAUAUUUUGAUUGCGAAAUCGUGCAAUAAUCCCUCCGCACGAGUGAAUUGGGAUGGUAUUCAUUAUACUGAGGCAGCUAACAAAUGGUUAUUUGAUCAAAUAACCAGAAAUUCUUUAUACUUGGACCCACCAAUUUCGUUGGAAAUGGCUUGUCACAAGUCCAAGUAAAGGGGUGACUAGUGACUAGUGACUAGUGACUAGUAAGAAUUGAAGUGAGAAUGUUUCAGUUUAAGUUUGCUCGACAAACCAUUAUUUUAUGUGAAUGAAUUUGAAUCUUACAUGAAUAAAGAUUAUAUGAAUCGUCUUGAAUUA
Molecule: messenger RNA, 1470 nt
Organism: Beta vulgaris subsp. vulgaris (sugar beet)
Lineage: Eukaryota; Viridiplantae; Streptophyta; Magnoliopsida; Caryophyllales; Amaranthaceae
Product: GDSL esterase/lipase At3g26430
Exons: 5
Coding region: 124-1326 (400 amino acids)
Molecular function (GO): hydrolase activity, acting on ester bonds
Source: RefSeq, a predicted model, not a curated record